AUAAAAAUGAACAAAAAUAAAACACUCAAUCAAUUAAAUGGCGACUAAACAGAAAGAAAAGUACAGUAAUGCCAUUGAGAAGCAAUUUUUGAGAGCGUCAGCAGUUGGAAUGAACGCCCCGGGAUAUUUGGGUAUAAACAGAGACAUAUCAGUUAAACAUUUGUGUCGGAGCUUUGGCGAUUUGACGUCAUUAAACAGUGAAGACAACAACAGUAAUCAUUUUCAACAAGUAUACCGAACAAAAUCUGUCUGUGAUUUGAGAAAAUUGGAGCAAUUGCCCAUUUAUACGGGAGUCUCAGUUCGGAAUUUGAGGGAUAGUUAUUGUAAUUUAAUUGGACUAACUACUACUACUGACUCCAAUAACACUCAACAUCAUCAUAAUCAACAAAAUCAACACGAGCAACCUCAUUCACUAAUGUUGCCUAAACGAUCUAACAAUAUCAUUAACAGCCCGCAUAAAAUCAAAGCGAUAAAGUUAAACAUUAAACAGUUUGAUAUGAAAUCAAGUUUCAGUAAAUUCGAUGCAUUGCAAAAGAAAAAUAUGCAAAAUUUACAGAACGGAAAAGGCGAAGCGAAUGGCCAAAGUUCUGAUCAAGAAAAGAAAUGCCAUGCAUGUGGCAAGGUCGUCUUUCAAAUGGAACAAGUCAAAGCGGAAAAGAAGUUUUGGCACAAAAAUUGCUUCCGUUGCUCUGUGUGCGAUAAAAAUUUAAAUGUUGAUACCUAUCAGAGUCAUGAAGGCGUGCUGUAUUGUAAGCCUCACUUUAAGUCAUUGUUUGCGCCAAAAGCUGUUGAAGAAAGCGACGAACCGGUAAAGCCCCGCAAGCUUGAGAUGAUUAUACGCGAGAGUCAACCAAUAGAACUUCCACCAGACGUUGUCAGAUCAUCGGAUAAAUCUGAUUUGGGAUUAGAAGAACUUCAACAACUUAAUGUUCGACAAAGAUUUCAAGUAUUUGAAAAUUAUCAAGAAGCCAAAGUUGAAUUGGAUAAAAAUUCCGCCGCUAAUGUCAAACGCAGUACAUCGAUUCUUUCAAAAUUGGCGCGUUUCCAAGCCAAAGGAAUGAAUGUGGGAGCUGAUGAUAGUCUCAAUGGCGUUUCUUACGAAAAUUCGUCAUCUGAAGAAGAGGAAGAAGAAAAUGAUGACGAUGAAAAUCAGGAAGACAUUGAGUUGAUUCGAGCGAAAAGAGCUCAAAAAGAAAAGCCUAUGUCGUUUAAAGAAAUGCACGACAUCAAAUCGAAGUUUGAAAGUGGGCAAUUAAUGUCAAAAGAAGGACGACGUGAAGAACGAAAACAAGAGCUUCAAAAUAUACGAUCACGUUUGUUCAUGGGCAAACAAGCGAAAAUCAAAGAGAUGUAUCAGCAGGCAGUUGCUGAUAGCGAGCAAACGAUUACUGCGUCAAGUAGAAUGACCGCCGAUAUUGAUAUCAGUGAUAAAGCGAAAUUAAUGAAAGAGAAAUUUGAAAAAGGAGACGCAUUUGAUGGUGAAAGCAAGAGAACGAUGAAUGAUGAAGAUUUGUCAGUGUUUGAGCAAGGCAUAGGUAAACAGUCACGCUCAUUGUUUUUGGAACUUGACGCUACCGCUUCGAAAUCUCCUAUCCAACAAUCGCCCUCUUCAGCCACCCUCAACCGAAUGACACCGCGUCAAACUUCUCAGACUGUGGUAUCAUCUGACGAUAUUGUUCGUUCUGAUUCGAAAGUAGAUGAUGUGCAAAUUGAAACAGCUGACAUUGUAUCGAAAUUCAAAUUCUUCGAGACAUAUAAGCCAUCGGAGAAAGAGAAGAAACAGUUUAGAAUCACGCCACCAAGGGAUGGUGUCACUAAGUUACCAUCACCAGAGUCUAACGAUAAUCACGAUACCAACACAAGAACAGAACAAGAUGAAAUCUUGGAAUUGGCACAGAAGAGUAACACAGCAUCAAAGAUGUUAUCGAAAUUCCGUCAAUUGGAGGGACAAAAAGAAGAGCGGCCGAUGGGUCCAAAACCAUUGAAGCGCUUCACACCGCCACCUGAUAGUGAACGACGAAUUACUCCCAAUGAAGAUUCUGGACCUGAAUACAGUGAUUCUGAAGAUGAAGACGACGAGGAGUGUGAGGAAGAAGAAGACGAAGAGCAAGAUGAUGAUCCCAACUACGUUAAAUCGUCUUACAAAAAUGACGAUGAAUUCUUGAAAGCCGCACAGUCCGCAGAACGUGCCAAGCAGUUGCGUGAAAAGUUUGAAAAGUGGGAGAAAAAUGAAAUUAAAAAGGAAAUGAAUAAUAGUUCGGUCAAUUUAUUCGAGCCCACCGCUGACGACGGUCAAAUGGAGACAGCUAAGAGUUUACGAGCACGUUUCGAGCAGAUGCAACAAGAAGAGCCAAAAUUACCAAAUACUCGGAUCAAAGUUAAUCGCUUUGUGAUUAAGGAUAAAGCCGAUGGAUGCUGGGGAGAAGAAGAUCAACUGACCUUAGAAUAA
Clunio marinus is the source of this 2449-nucleotide messenger RNA. NCBI's taxonomy places the organism in Eukaryota, Metazoa, Arthropoda, Insecta, Diptera, Chironomidae. The record is from the annotation of a GenBank genome assembly.